GCAAUAAUGUCCAAUACCAGUAGUCAGCUAAAGCAAUCUGAUUUGCAGUUCAUAUAGGAUAGUCAGAGUUGAGCAGUAGAAUAUUAAGGGCCCUAUCGAGUAUAGAUUUAGAUUCACUUUAGGAGUCAUAAUGAAUACCACUCAAAAGCCGAGCUAUUGUAUAAGUAGGAGACAUUGUUACGUUCGAGUUAAAUAAGCGAGCGCAACUUGAAAGAGGACACAAUGACACUAUCGGGCCAGGCACAGUAUACAGGGACUAAGGCGUUAUAUAAUAACAGGUCCCCAUCGAGCCAGUCACAAUAUACAGGAACAUUAUACAACAGAGUAACAUCCCAGGGGCGAACAAUACACCCCCCAUCAGCGAAAACAAAAUACAUGCGCUUUGCACGCAAGCGAAUAAAAGACAGAUUAAAUAUAAACAUGUUUUGGAACGGAGCUCUUUACAGGAAAUUCUCACAAUGGGAAAAGCACUGGGACUUGGUGCAUAAUCCUGUAUUUAUCGAAGACUUUGAAAAACAACAACAAUUACAAACUGAAAUGUUUGCUUUUGAUGAUAAUGAUCCAUUUCUAAGCAUAGAUACAUUGGAUUAUGACAAUAACAAUGACAAUGAACUUAUAACAAGCUACACAAACCCCAACUAUCAACUCGGAGUUGAAGAUGCG
Messenger RNA from Owenia fusiformis, 663 nucleotides. The record is from the annotation of a GenBank genome assembly. NCBI's taxonomy places the organism in Eukaryota, Metazoa, Annelida, Polychaeta, Sabellida, Oweniidae.